Molecule: messenger RNA, 1686 nt
Organism: Acomys russatus (golden spiny mouse)
Lineage: Eukaryota; Metazoa; Chordata; Mammalia; Rodentia; Muridae
Product: core histone macro-H2A.2
Exons: 9
Coding region: 568-1686 (372 amino acids)
Biological process (GO): nucleosome assembly
Cellular component (GO): nucleosome
Molecular function (GO): structural constituent of chromatin; DNA binding; protein heterodimerization activity
Source: RefSeq, a predicted model, not a curated record
UGGCCUUUUUGCGUUCACCUUCUCACCUCAUAACCAGCAGAUGAACGCCCACACCGCUUUCUCCCAGCAAAGGUGGGUCGAGCUAACGGGAGCCUGUGGCUGGUGACCACAAGGCCUCAGUGCAGGGCUCUAGGGAAGCGGGGGUCCUCGCAGCCAACAGCUCCGCGAGGCGCAGGCCCGGUGUUUCCACUGCUGAAGGACAAUAGCUCAUCAAGCCCCACGAAAGCCCCCGGACCCGCCGCGGAGCCUGGGCUGGCGGGGGAUGAGGCUGAGCGACUCCUCCUAGAGGUGGUUAUGUGGAGAAGGAGCAAUCCCUUCUCCCUCCUCCUCCUCCCCCCGCUACUAUCCGCGGCCCGGAGAACUGCCGCUUGCCGCCAUUGACACGCACAGAUACAACCCCAAGAAAGGCAGGAUCCUGCCCGACAUCGGCGGCACGCGGGCCGAACCUGCGGUCGGGAUUGGCGCGCACUAGGCCACCAGGCGCCCGGAGCCCGCGGCGCAGCACCAGCAUUGUAUAAGUACCAAGAGGCCACUCUGCCAGCAAGCUGAAAAGAAAACUGAGGCAAGAUGUCAGGCCGGAGCGGGAAGAAGAAAAUGUCCAAGCUGUCCCGGUCAGCGAGGGCCGGUGUCAUCUUUCCAGUGGGGCGGUUGAUGCGUUACCUGAAAAAAGGGACGUUCAAGUACCGGAUCAGCGUCGGUGCACCCGUCUACAUGGCCGCUGUCAUUGAAUAUCUGGCAGCGGAAAUCCUAGAGUUGGCUGGCAAUGCUGCGAGGGACAACAAGAAGGCCCGAAUAGCCCCCAGACACAUCCUGCUCGCUGUCGCCAACGACGAGGAGCUGAACCAGCUGCUGAAAGGAGUGACCAUCGCCAGUGGGGGUGUCCUGCCGAGAAUUCACCCUGAACUGCUGGCCAAAAAGCGAGGGACCAAAGGCAAGUCAGAAACGAUCCUCUCCCCACCUCCAGAGAAAAGAGGAAGGAAGGCUGCAUCAGGCAAGAAGGGAGGCAAGAAAUCCAAGGCCGCCAAGCCACGGACGUCCAAGAAGUCCAAACCAAAGGACAGCGAUAAAGAAGGAACAUCCAAUUCCACCUCUGAAGAUGGGCCGGGGGAUGGCUUCACCAUCCUGUCUUCGAAGAGCCUUGUUCUGGGGCAGAAGCUAUCCCUGACCCAAAGUGACAUCAGCCAUAUUGGCUCCAUGAGGGUGGAGGGCAUUGUCCACCCAACCACAGCCGAAAUUGACCUCAAGGAAGAGAUAGGUAAAGCCUUGGAAAAGGCCGGGGGUAAAGAGUUUUUGGAAACAGUAAAAGAGCUUCGCAAAUCCCAAGGCCCUUUGGAAGUUGCUGAAGCUGCCGUCAGCCAAUCCAGUGGACUCGCAGCCAAGUUUGUCAUCCACUGUCACAUCCCCCAGUGGGGCUCUGACAAGUGUGAAGAGCAGCUGGAAGAGACCAUCAAAAACUGCCUGUCCGCAGCUGAGGACAAGAAGCUUAAGUCCGUCGCCUUCCCGCCUUUCCCCAGUGGCAGAAACUGCUUUCCCAAACAGACGGCCGCCCAGGUGACCCUCAAGGCCAUCUCGGCCCACUUUGACGACUCGAGCGCGUCCUCGCUGAAGAACGUGUACUUCCUGCUCUUCGACAGCGAGAGCAUCGGCAUCUACGUGCAGGAGAUGGCCAAACUGGACACCAAGUAG